Messenger RNA from Limulus polyphemus (Atlantic horseshoe crab), 4916 nucleotides. RefSeq names its product arf-GAP with coiled-coil, ANK repeat and PH domain-containing protein 2-like (gene CenB1A). The record is from RefSeq and is a predicted model, not a curated record. Lineage: Eukaryota; Metazoa; Arthropoda; Merostomata; Xiphosura; Limulidae. The coding region runs from base 317 to 3115 and encodes 932 amino acids. Gene Ontology annotation, cellular component: cytoplasm. The transcript has 26 exons. Gene Ontology annotation, molecular function: protein binding; GTPase activator activity.
GGAAAAUGUAGCAACAAUUGUAAAAAAAAAAAAUAUUGCUGUAUUUUUCCCUUAAUUUCUGUUUUUGCGAAUAAGUGACGACACUGGCACUGAGGAGGAGUUGGUGGAAGGUUUGCAUCUGUGAUUAUUAAUCCGUAAAUUUUGUGGUGCAAGUUCACUAAUGUUAGGCUUAAGACUUAGACUUUAGAGGUGUAAUACUAACAGUAACGGUGUUUAGUAAUGAAUGUGAUACAGUGACACUGCAGUGCUCAUAGCUGGUCAGCCCAGCUUUUCCAAAGUAAUUUCUGUUCAAAAGAUACACAAGCAAAACUUCAAAAUGAAACCUAUUGUAGAACUUGAAGAAUGCUUAAGAGACUCACCAAAAUUCAGGGCUGCAGUAGAAGAAAAUGAAGAACUUACUGAACAGCUUGAAACAAAGCUAGAGAAGCUAGUACGUUUAUGCAAUUGCAUGGUAGACUCUGGAAAAACAUACCUCAACUCCAAGGCUUUUUUCAUUAACGGGAUAUGGGAACUUGUAACUUACUUCAAGGGAGACACAGCAGUUGUGAAUCCUCUCAGUAAAUUGAUCCAUGCAAUGACAGAGAUUAAUAAGUAUCAGUCGAUACUAAUUGAUCAAGCACAACGUUCCAUUAUUAAGAACUUAAAUGAUUUCAUAAAAACUGAUAUUCGAAAAACAAAAGACUGCAAGCGAUAUUUUGAGAAGAUUAGUGAUGAUUUUGACAAUGCACUGAUUCGUCACUCACAAGUACCAAAGAGCAAGCCCCAUGAAUGUGAAGAAGUUGGAAAUCUUCUGACAUCAACCCGUUCUAUCUUUCAGCAUUCAGCACUAGAUUAUGCUGCUCAACUAAGUGUGCUUCAAUCCAAGAAGAGAUUUGAAAUUUUGGACACAUUGCUGACUAUGAUGCAUGCUUACACUACAUACUUCCACCAAGGAUGGGACCUCAUCCAAGACUUUGAUCCUUUCCUUAAGCAAGUAGCUGUCACUCUUACGAAGUUAAAAGAAGAGACUACAGCAUUAGAAAAGAAUGUAGAAGGAAGACAUGUGCUUGUUACCCAGAAGGAUAUGAUCCCUGUUUUGGUAAGAAAUGAGCAGUCAGAAAAUAGCAUCAGACAAGAAGGGUAUCUCUUCAAACGAACAUCAAAUGCCUUCAAAACCUGGAAUAGACGCUGGUUUAUAAUUCAAAACAACCAACUGGUGUAUAGAAAGCGGUCAAGAGAGUGUAUAAUCACAAUAAUGGAGGAAGAUUUGAGACUGUGUUCUGUGAAACCAGCUACAGAAAUUGACAGACGUUUCUGUUUUGAAGUACUAUCUCCUUCCAAGAGUCACAUUCUUCAAGCAGACUCUGAGGAGGCUUGCCAGCAGUGGAUCACAGCACUUCAAGCAGGUAUUAAUGCCGCUCUAAACCACACAUUACAUGCAGACAGCAGAAGUGAAGAUGUGGAAUUCUUAAAAAACCCUAUGAAACAAGAACCCCAGCAAGAUAAAACAAUUGUGAAGGAUGGACAGUUACCAAUCUCAAAACCUCUAAAAGCUCACAGCCAAAUUCUUUCUAUUCCUGGAAAUGACUGGUGCUGUGACUGUAGAUCUCCAGAGCCACGCUGGGCUAGUAUUAACCUUGGUAUUACCUUGUGUAUUGAGUGUUCUGGUAUACACAGGAGCUUGGGUGUACAUGUGUCAAAGGUUAGGUCACUUACUUUGGAUGCCUGGGAACCAGAGUUGCUGAAAGUGAUGGCAGAACUGGGGAAUGUUGUUGUUAAUGGUAUUUAUGAGGCAAAUGUUGAUGAAAAAAUUGCAGUACGUGCUACAUCUGAUUGUUCUCGAAACAUAAGAGAAACUUGGAUCAAAGCAAAAUAUGUGAAGAAAGCUUUUGUUCCGAGUUUACUUGGUUCCAUACCUACAAGUAAUGAAGAACAUAUACAAGGAAUGCCAAGAAGAUGGAGUGUAUGUAAGAGAAACAGAAGACAGCGGGCCUUUCAAGUUAUUCAAGCAGAUCACUCAAAAUCUUCAAGUCAGUAUCUAUCUGUACCUAAUGGAGGUCUGUCAGCACCAAGUGGAGGCCAAAAAUCUUCAACAGAAUCAUCUUCAAGAACACAUGAUCAAAUGAAAUCUCUUAGUGCUAGUCAUGCUGCUGAGGUUACUGUUGUUUCAAGAGAAUCUGAACCUUUGAACUGUGAGAAUCAGUCAGUAUUUGGGAUUCAAAGUAAAGAAAGCAAAACCAACAAUGAUAGCCAGUCAGUUAUUGAUAGUGAAAACAAGAAUAACACUGAUGAUGAAGAACAGAUAGUCACUGUAGGAGAAAACGAAGGAGACAAAAUCAACAGUGAAGAACAAUCAGUCACUGUUAGUGAAAAUCAGUAUAAGGCUAACAGUAAUGAAGAAUUAAACAAGGAGAUGCAAACAAUUGGAGACAACAUAGCAAGUGCAGAGAAAGAGUCCCCUUCUUUUGAACUAGGAUAUUUUAAUGGAGAUGUUUUGGUAUUUGGUUCAGCAGUAGAACAAGAAGUUCCACAUAUUGCAGGAAUUGAGCUUGAUAGUGCAGAUGAAUCUCUUAGUCCAGAUGAUGAUACAGAUGAAAUGAUGGAAGAUGACAUCAGUAAACUUCAUCCUAGCCUGUUGUUAUACAGAGCGGCUGCAGUUCACAACUUGCCAGUUAUGUGUCAGGCUCAAAGUAUGGGAGGAGACUCCAACUGGGUAAAUCUGGAAGACAAAGGAAGGCUUCCACUGCAUCAGGCAAUUAUCAGUGGUUCAAUCAUGGCAUGUGAAUAUCUUCUACUAAAUGGUGCAAAAGUUAAUAACAUGGAUGAGGAAGGUAAAACAGCUCUCCAUUUGGCCACAGAACUUGGACAUACAGGACAAGUGUGUCAGCUGUUAAAACGAGGGGCAGAUCAACAUGCUAUGGACAAAACAGGAAACAAUGCUCUUGCUAUUGCUAUCAAUGAUGCUAAUGCUGAUAUUGUGACUUUACUAAGACUUGCCAAGUUGAAUGAAGAAAUAAGAAGAGAUGAGUUUGGAAACUCAGGAGAUGAAACUUUUAAUGAAGUAGUUCGAGAUUUCUCCCACAUGGCAUCACAUAAUCCUGAGAAGUUACGUCGACUGCCAAGUCUGGCUGAGUGAAGUCAUUGGUCAAAGUAUCAACUAGCAGGAUUCAGCUCCUAAAUCAUAUAGUGCAAGAAGCAAAUAUGUGUUGAAAAUAAAUAUUACAAGAAAACAUUUAGUAAUUUCAUCCAAAGAGUCUCUCCUUGUCAGUUUGGCAAAUGUAUUGAUAUUUGGUACUAGACUUUGAAUUGACAUCUGCGAGCUGAUAGAGAUACAUCAAGACCAGUACUGAGAGUUAGUAUCUGCCAUUUGACAGAAAUUUGUUAAUCAUGACUGGGAAUUUGAAUUAAUGCCUGCCAGCUGAUAUUUAUUGAGUCUGGCUUUUCAAAAUAUAUUGACAUAGAACUCUGGACUAUUUGUUACCAGUUGACAUUGAAUUACUGUAACAAAAGUUAUGAUCUUUAAUAUUAAUACUCUGGGUUUUUCAUGAAUAACUGUUGAAUAUCUGAAGUUUAUGAAAUUUAAAACUGUUUUGGUAAAAUUUUUGUUUCAUUGUUCAUGGUUAAAAUAACCCAAUAAUCCCUUGAAUAAGUGAUGUAUUUUAUGUAAUUUUGUACCUUAAACAUUCCAUAUUAUGUUUUUGAAUUUUGUUAGAUUUUUAUGAUUAUUAACUGAUAUCAAGUGACCAUGUUUGUGUAAGUUUUGAUUAUUAAGUCCUAAACAAACGUCUUUAUUAAGAACAAACUUGUUAUAUCACUGAAAGCUAGUUGAAUAGAACAAUUAUUAUGACUAAAAGCUACUCAUUAUGUUUGGCUUUUUAUUUUAUUGCAUAUUUAAGUUUGAAGUUGAAAUCACUUUCUAAAAAGGCCACUCUAUAUUCUGGUAAAGAAAUAACCUUUCAUAGUGUUUUUUGCUUUUGGAUACAUGUUUUCAUUGAAAUAAUUCAUAAUAUUAUAUUGUAUCAAAGUUUGACAGAAGUAAAUUGUUUAUCAGCACUUUAACUAGAGAAGUAAGUUCAUAUUUGUUGAAACUGUUCUACCAUUAAAUAAGGAAUGAAAUACUAAAUAUUUUCAUCUGAAAUAAUCAAGUGAAUGUAUUGCUGAAUAUUGCAUCUGUAACAGAGUUAGGAUUUUGCAUGUUUAUCAUUAAUUUAGGUGCCUGAUGUUAGAUGUGUAAACAUUGAAGGCUUAGGAAAGUGUGAUAAAAACAGUACUUAAAAUUUGCUUUACUGUGCCAAUAGUUGCAAAAAUUAGUUAGAAAAAAAAGGUUUUUUGAAAGUAUAAAAUAUAUAAUUAUAGUAGUUUAACUUUAGACUUUUGUCAUCAUUCGUGUGUAAACAAAUGCUUAAAAACAAAAUACAUGAGUCAGAAAAAUCCAACUGUCUAUUCCUCGAAAACAUAAUUUGAGGCACAUAAGUUGGGAGAACGUAAACAUUUUAAGAUAGAUUAAUGUUUAAUUUGUUGUCUAUCUAUGUAUAAAUUGUUACAUAUGUUUGAUAGUAUUUACAAGUAGUGAAAUUUGAAGCUGGGCUUCAAUUAUCUUUUGGUAUUUUUUGUCAGUAUUCUUAUAUGAUUGGUCUUGUUGGGGGGUAUUUAACAUACCCAAGAGAUUCUUGUGUGAUAUUAUAUGAUCAAUCUGUUAGAUUAAAUCAUUGGUUCUUAGAUUUGUUUCUAAAUUUCUAUGCCACACUUUAAAAUAGGUGGUGUUAUAUUUGAUGGAUGUUUUGCCAGCUGUUUUUUUUUUUCCUAGUCUUCUGGCAUACUUUGCUGUAAUUUCAUCUGGAAACACACAUUUUCAAGCUUUUAGUGCUUUAUAAAAAGCUAGAAUUUAUACUAUUUGUAUAUCUCAGAAGCCCAAUAAAAUCUUAGGUGCUCUGUUA